Schistosoma bovis is the source of this 2269-nucleotide messenger RNA. The record is from the annotation of a GenBank genome assembly. NCBI's taxonomy places the organism in Eukaryota, Metazoa, Platyhelminthes, Trematoda, Strigeidida, Schistosomatidae.
UGCUUAUUAGUUAAAAAUUACCGAUUUAUUCAAAUUAUGCUUGCCUCUUCUAUAAUGAUUGAAAAUAUUCCAUUAAUGCCAAAGACACCACAAAUUGUUAUAGAGAUUCCAGAAAAUACAUCAGAAGAAUUAAACUAUAAUGAUUUAUUUAUAAAAUCAAAUCAUCAUCAUUGGACAUCGGGUACAUCAAGUCCAGGAUCAUGUUUUCAAAAUUUAUUAGCACCUUAUUACGGGUCAAUAAAUCAACAACAAUAUCAUUUAUCAAUAAGUGAAAAUUCAUCAAGUUAUGGAAAUCUUAAAGAGGAUUAUCAUUUAGAUAAACAAAAUUUAAUGAAUCCACAAUUAUAUAUAAGUAGAACACCACCGCCAACAUUAUCAUUACAUUAUUUAAAUCAAACUAGAAAUUCAUAUUGUUGUAUUGCAAAUCAGAAUACAACAAAAUUUUUUACAUCAUCUGAACAUGACAAAAUUAGUGAUUUUCAACGUUCUAGUUCCACUUCAUUAACUUCGAAUUAUAAUAUGAAUAAAUCAUUAUACUUAGAUAAUUAUACAGAGAAUUAUACUUGUCAACCACAACAACAACAACACCACCGCCACCACUACAAUCACCACCACCACCACCAACAACAACAACAACAGUACCUUCAAUCAGAAAGAUUUCCACAUGUACAUAGAUCCUAUACAACAAAAUCUAUGAAAACAAAUUUCAAUAAUCCAUCCAAUCGUUCAUUAAGUCCAUAUCCACAAACUAUUAAUUUAUCUAAACAAUGUAUACCAUGUAUAACUACUCAAAGUCAAUAUAGUGAUUUAGAUUUAUUGAAUUAUCAUUAUAAUAUAAAUCAUUCUGAUAAUAUUUUAUUAUCUAAAACUAUGCUCAGUAAAAUGAAUAAACAAAAACUGAUACGUAGAGCAUCUACACCAUUAUCUUAUCAAAGUUUAAUGACAUCAUCACAGAUAUUAUGUAAUUCUUCAAUGACUACAAAUACCUCAUAUAAUACUACUACUAAUAAUAAUAUUAGUAGUGGUGGUAAUAAUCGAUCGAAUUUGAUUAAUCAUUAUCCAUAUAAUCGAUCAAUAAUUCGACACCCAUCAUCAUCUAUCAUACAACGUUCUAAUUCUUUACCAGAAUUAUCAACCAUCAUAAAAUAUCAUGAAUAUAAUAAAAUGAAUCCAUCUAUAAAAUCUUAUUCAAAAAUAAUAAAAAAUGAACAAAAUCAAGAUAAUUGGUAUCAUAAAUAUAAAUCGAAUAGAAUAUCAUCGAUACAAUCUAAUCAUCAUUUAUUCUAUCCAAUUGAGUUACCAUGUCAACAAAAAAUGUAUUUAUCUACUAUGAGAAAUCAUCGUCGACAUACAGAAGAUUGUAGUCAUCAAAUAAAAAAUAAAUCAUCAUCAUUAUUAUUAGUACAAUUAAAUCGUCGAUCAAAUUCUGUAUGUUCACAAAAUCAUUGUCAUUCUAAUAUAAAUAAUCAUAAUCAUAAUACUACUCUUACUACUCAUGGAAAUAUUGUUAGUAGUAUGCGUAGUGUCAAUUUUAUUAGUAAUAUUCAUCAUCAUAAUAAUAAUAAUAAUUUAGAUCAUUCUAAUCAAAUGAUAAAUGAUUAUAAUCAUUAUAUACAACCAUCUAUAUCACUAACGGAUAAUACAAAUUUAGAUAAUACUACUAAUUCAUUAGAUAUAAGUAGUAAAUCAAUAUAUAAACAAAAUAAUGAAAUCAUCAAUGAUAAUCAUCAUAUUCUUAAUUCUAAAGAUUUAGAAUUGAAUAAAAUGGAUUCUAAUCAAAAUAUCAUUGAAUUACAUGUGAAAAAAGGUGAUUCAUUUACCCAUUGUCUAUGUUCAUUAAUUGUUCUAUUAGUAUGUAUGCAAUUAGUUGUUGGGAUUGUAUCUACAGGACUUGGAUUAUUUUUAACAUGGAAAGUACCAGAAUUAGAUCCUAUGGAAUGUGCUUAUUUAUCUGGUAUACCACUUAUUAUCUCUGGUUUGGUUGGAACGUGUAUUUGUUUUCAGCAUAGAAUUCCUUCAAUCUCACCACAAUUAAUGAAUAUUAUCCAAGUAAGUUUAAUGAAUAUUUUCCAUAGUAUUUUCUUCAUUGAUAAAUUAAGAUUAUAUUACUGUUCUAGCAGCCAUAGGUGUUAAGAUCUAGCUUCAAUCAAUCAAUGAUGCUAGCUCAGUUGUAUAGAGGUAAAGAGUUUACACGAAACUGAAAGUCUUCAAUUCGAGUCCCGUAUGACGGACGGUCAUUUCGUCCUAGAUGGGACUCCUCAGCAGUGCG